AACUCCCUACUCCUUCCGCGAGGCAAUAGUUGAAAUACCGUUUCAACGGCUUGAAAGCUCAACAAAACGUAAAAUUCCGGCUUUCAUAAAAUUGGAUAAAGGAUCACUAUAAACUCGUAUAUAUAAGCCUCCCUUCCUGCCUUUGCAUAGGCUUAUAUAGAGGAGGAUCGUAAAGGGGAACGAGGUACAGGUAGAAGAAGCCAGUACGAAAACACCUCGUUGUGUGAUACUGAUAUGGUAUUGACACAAGAAAAGAAGGGUAUGCGUUUGGGAAAAUACGAGCUUGGGAGGACUCUUGGAGAAGGCAAUUUCGGUAAAGUUAAGUACGCGAAAAACUUGGAUUCUGGCCAGUCCUUUGCUAUCAAGAUCUUGGAGAAGAACAGGAUCCUCGACCUCAACAUAACCGAUCAGAUAAAGAGGGAGAUUGGCACCUUAAAACUUCUCAAGCAUCCAAACGUUGUCAGAUUAUACGAGCAGGUCUUGGCAAGCAAAACCAAGAUAUUCAUGGUUCUCGAAUAUGUGAAUGGCGGUGAACUGUUUGACAGGAUUGCAUCCAAAGGAAAACUCUCAGAAUCUGAAGGCAGGAAGCUCUUUCAUCAGUUAAUUGAUGGGGUUAGUUACUGCCAUAACAAUGGUGUUUUUCACAGAGAUCUCAAGCUAGAAAAUGUGUUGAUCGAUGCCAAGAGAAAUGUGAAGAUAACUGAUUUCGGCCUCAGUGCAUUACCACAACAUCUUAGGGAAGAUGGAUUGUUGCAUACAACUUGUGGAAGUCCAAACUAUGUUGCCCCCGAAAUUCUAUCUAACAGAGGUUACAAUGGUGCAACCUCAGAUACAUGGUCCUGUGGUGUUAUCUUGUAUGUGAUUCUUACAGGGUACCUACCCUUUGAUGAUCGAAAUAUGGCAGUACUCUAUCAGAAGAUUCUCAAGGGGGAUGUUCAGAUACCCAAGUGGCUAUCGCCAGGAGCCAAAAGCUUAAUAAAGAGGAUUUUAGAUCCCAACCCACAUACACGGAUUACCAUGGCAGAGAUAAAAGAAGAUUUGUGGUUCAAACAAGACUACACUCCUGUAGAUCCUAUUGAAGAAGAAACUGAAGAAAAUGCAUCAGAUGAUGAAGCAUCAUCAAUACAUGAGCCAUUAGAUGCAGAAAAAGAUCCAGAAUCACCAUCCGUCAUCAAUGCCUUUCAGCUGAUCGGAAUGUCCUCUUGCCUAGAUCUUUCCGGCUUCUUUGAAAAAGAGGAUGUUUCUGAGAGAAAAAUCAGAUUUACAUCAAAUCAUUCCCGAAAAGCAUUGCUUGAGAGUAUAGAAAAUACAGUACUCCAGAUGGGAUAUCAAGUCCAGAAGAAAAAUGGAAAGUUGAAAGUAAUACAAGUGCACAAAGGUCAGAAAAGCCCUGGCAUUCUCUCAGUAACUGCAGAAGUUUUUGAGAUAAGCCCAUCCUUGUAUGUGGUUGAGUUGCGAAAAUCAUGCGGUGAUCCUACAGUAUACAGACAGUUAUGUGAAAAGCUAUCUAGUGAUUUGGGUGUAUUGGGAAGCCAGGAGCUACUAGCCGCAGAGGUCUAAAACUUGGAGGUAGACGGCAACAAUGCUUGUGAAGUAACUAAGAAAUGUAUUCAAAGACUAUUCAGAAUACCAAUUGAUAUUAUUCUAUUCUACUCAAUUCUGUCAAGGGGUUUGAAAAACAUCAAGUGUUUUAUCCUCGAUGAUGUGGUAGGCUGAAACUAGAUAAUGAUAUUAGGUAUGGGGGUAAAAGAGAGCAGAUGGAAGCCUAGAAAUAGAUUGUAAAUUUGUUUUAUAAUAAUUUUUGGAAUCUGUAACAUAAGUGCAGAUGCAUCCCAGAAAAUUGGGGUUUGUUUUUAUAGAAGAAUGACAUCAAUGGCACAUAUAAGCCUGCA
Olea europaea var. sylvestris is the source of this 1892-nucleotide messenger RNA. Its product is annotated as CBL-interacting serine/threonine-protein kinase 1-like. Gene Ontology annotation, biological process: signal transduction; protein phosphorylation. Bases 235 to 1560 code for a protein of 441 amino acids. The transcript is spliced from 11 exons. The record is from RefSeq and is a predicted model, not a curated record. Gene Ontology annotation, molecular function: protein kinase activity; ATP binding. Lineage: Eukaryota; Viridiplantae; Streptophyta; Magnoliopsida; Lamiales; Oleaceae.